AUGCUUGUGGUUUUGCUAUCCCUGUUAAUUGAAACAGUCUCCGCCGCAUCGUUUCCUCCACCAACAGGUCCGUAUCACGUAGGGUAUAAACAGCAUGUCUUCAACAAAACCACACCAAAUGAUCCUGUGGCUCCGGCGAACGCAUCAUCAGUUCUGUUAGCAACAAUCUACUACCCAACCCUGGUCCUUCCUGUACCAGGAAACAACACAAGCCCAUACCUCGAUCCUACCACGGAAAAACUCUGGGGCGACAUCCUCGAGUACCCAAACAAUUCGCUUCAAAGUCUAACAACAUGGAAUGUAUACGAUGCUCCACCUCUUGAUCUGACGGAAGUCGGGGCAGUGCAGAAGCCAACAGUCAUCUUUUCUCCUGGUGGUGGCGAGAACGCAAUCAUGUACAAUGCACUGAACUCCGAACUUGCCUCCCAAGGCUACACGGUGCUUGCGCUUGAUCAUCCGGGCGAGGCUCCUUACCUUCAGCUACCCGAUGGUGCGCAAGGUGUAUAUGGUAUCGAUAUCACAGCAACCUGGAACUACACAUUACAAACAGCAGUGUACAACAUGCGCGUCUCGGACACCAUCGCGACAAUAAGGGGACUCUUUCCCGCCUACGUCAAAUCGACCAAUGCACCGUUCAAUACUACGCACUACUUCGCCAUUGGACAUUCGCUUGGUGGCGCUGCAGCAGCUGGUGCUCUCGCUAUGGAACCCUCGCUGCUAGGUGGUAUCAACCUUGACGGUCUUUUUGUUGAUCUUCCCGACGUUAAGAAGCCUUUUCUGAUGCUGGCCGGUGCAGAACAUACCCCCACUAUCGAUCCCUCCUGGGCGCCUUUCUCCGCCAACCAGUCGGGGUGGUACCAGUGGCUUAACAUCACGGGCAGCAGUCAUCAGAACUUUGCUGACCUGGGCGACUGGGUUGAUCUGCAAGGUCUAAGGAACAAGACUAUCACGCCCUCGUUAGGCACUAUUUGGGCGCCAAGGAUGGAUUACAUCGUCAGGACGCUUGUGGGAAAGUUCUUUGGGUUUGUUCUGAGUGAGAAUGAAUGGUUGAAUGUGCCGAGUCAAGCAUUCCCAGAGGUGGAUUAUAUCAACGGAAGCAUCUCCAAUGUGUAG
Alternaria atra is the source of this 1113-nucleotide messenger RNA. RefSeq lists its product as uncharacterized. The transcript has a single exon. The record is from RefSeq and is a predicted model, not a curated record. NCBI's taxonomy places the organism in Eukaryota, Fungi, Ascomycota, Dothideomycetes, Pleosporales, Pleosporaceae. Gene Ontology annotation, molecular function: 1-alkyl-2-acetylglycerophosphocholine esterase activity. Bases 1 to 1113 code for a protein of 370 amino acids.